Paramecium sonneborni is the source of this 396-nucleotide messenger RNA. The record is from the annotation of a GenBank genome assembly. NCBI's taxonomy places the organism in Eukaryota, Ciliophora, Oligohymenophorea, Peniculida, Parameciidae.
AUGAUUAGAAUAUUAAAUAAAAGAAUAGAGUAUAGAGUAAAUUAGGGAACUGCAAGAAUAUUAAGAAUUAUUCUCAAUAUCAUAGCAAUAAUAGAAGACAACUACAAUAAUUUAGUAAAAAAGGAUAAAAAAGAGAAUAAAGAUAAUAGUAAACCGAAACAUGAAAGAAGAUAUAUAGAUAUUUCGAGUCUAAAAAACAAAGAAGUAAUAAAAAAAGAAUAGUACUUAAGUAAUAUAUUAAAUUAUUUUUAAAACUCCAAUAAAAUAGAAGUCUCUUAAGUGGAUUGGAUAGAUUAAUCAUCUCCUCUUGUUCCAUGUCAAAAAUUCUAAUUAUUUUAAAGAAAAAAAGAAAAUUCAAUUUAUUCUGAUAGAGUGGUUUCUUAAUUUUCAAAAUGA